UUCGCUGGAGUUGCUUCCCUGCGCGUCUUAGAGUCGGUGGGAGGGGAGAAGCAUUCCCCAAAAUCUCUUCUAACGAUGGAGACCCGUCUGGUUGUAUUCCCUGGCGCCCACUUUACUCUUUCUACCUGGCUAAUUCUUUCCUCCUGGUAUGUUUUUCCAAAUGUAAAGGCAGAUAUAAGUUGCGCGUCACGUAUGUCGCCAAUGCAAGUGAUUUACGCAGGGGACGAGCAUCUGCGUGACCCGUCUGAUUCUGGGAAAUAUCCGAGACAGGAUCAAAAGAAACCCAAGCUGAUCGCAGUUCUUUACCCGAAUAUUGGAGUACCAACAACACAAGAGGUGGAUGGUUUUCCAGGGAUCGCGCCAAAACUGGAAAGAAACGCGGAGCAGAUAAACUCCCGCGCGCUUUUGGGGGACUCCACGGAGUCCGCUUUAGACGAAGAAUUGUUUUCGGAUGAAUAUGUGAAAAGUGUAUCCGAAUAUGGACCCGGGGACGCUGCAUUGGGGAGAGUCAAAAGAAGCGUGCCCGAAUUUCUGGAGAGCGCGGAAGCCCACUCGGAGGAGCAGAGAAAGACCUCCGGUCUGCGGGUGGACGGACAGAGUAAACGCGCCGAAGUUCGCUGGAACAGAGAUGAUGAGCACGAACCCAGACCCGACGAACCCAAACUGACCAGCAGCACUUUUGCUCUGGCUGGAGACUCUGCGCACAACCACGCAGUCGUUUACUGGACUGGAAAAAACAGCAGUGUGAUACUGAUUCUCACCAAGCUGUAUGACUUUCACCUUGGCAGUGUAACGGAAAGCACUUUAUGGAGGUCGACGGAUUAUGGCAGCACUUAUGAGAGGCUGAAUGAUAAAGUGGGAGUCAAGACUGUUUUGAGUUACCUCUAUGUCUGCCCCACCAACAAGAGAAAGAUAAUGGUGUUGACUGACCCAGAGUUUGAAAGCAGUGUUCUCAUCAGCUCGGAUGAAGGUGCCAGUUAUCAGAAGUACCGCUUAAACUUCUUCAUCUUAAGUCUUCUUUUCCAUCACACUCAAGAGGACUGGGCUUUGGCCUACAGCCACGACCAGAAGCUGUAUAGUUCAUUUGACUUUGGCCGAAAGUGGCAGCUGGUUCACGAGCGAGUGACUCCGAACCGCUUCUACUGGUCAGUAACCGGUCUGGACAAGGAGUUAGAUCUGGUGCACAUGGAGGCCCACACUCCUGAUGGCCAUUGUCAGUAUGUGACAUGCAGAGCUCAAGCCUGUUCCGAAUCCAGUAGGACAUAUCCAUUUUCUGGUUAUAUUGAGACCAACUCACUUGUGGUUCAAGAUGAAUAUGUGUUUGUUCAGGUGACGACCACUGGCAGAGCAAGCUACUAUGUGUCCUAUCAAAGAGAACCCUUUGUACGCAUUAAAAUCCCCAAAUACUCCCUGCCCAAGGACAUGCAUAUUGUGAGCACAGAUCAAGGUCAGGUUUUCACUGCUGUCCAGGAGUGGAACCAGAACGAUACCUACAACCUGUACAUAUCUGACACGCGUGGAAUAUACUUCACUUUGGCCCUGGAGAACGUCAGGACCAGCCGUGGGCUCGGAGGCAACAGCAUGAUCGACCUUUACGAGGUAGCAGGGAUUGAAGGUAUGCUCAUUGCUAAUAGGAAGGUGGAGAACCAGGUGAAGACGUACAUUACUUACAACAAGGGCCGAGACUGGAGGCUUUUGCAGGCGCCCACUACUGACCUGGCAGGAAAUCCCAUUCAUUGUGUGCUGCCGUUUUGCUCGCUGCACCUACAACUGCAGAUGUCAGAGAACCCGUACCUCUCCGGCUCCAUUUCCACCAAGAGCUCGGUGCCGGGAGUCAUCGUGGCUACAGGAAAUAUUGGGUCGGAGCUGUCUUACAAUAAUGUGGCGAUGUUCAUUUCAUCAGAUGCAGGCAAUAACUGGAGACAGAUUUUUGAAGAAGAGCACAACGUGUGGUUUUUGGACAAAGGUGGAGCUUUGGUUGCCGUGAAGCAGCCCACUGUGCCCACUAGACAUCUUUGGAUCAGUUUUGAUGAAGGUCGUCAGUGGACGCGUCACAGUUUCUCAGCCAUGCCGCUCUUCGUGGACGGUGUUCUGGUGGAGGCAGGGGCAGAAAAUCAGAUCAUGACGUUUUUUGGACACUUCAGUCAUCGUUCUGAAUGGCAGCUUAUCAAAAUUGACUACAAGCCCAUAUUCACCAGAAGGUGCACAGAGGGAGACUACCAAACCUGGCACCUGCAUAACCAGGGUGAGCCAUGCAUAAUGGGUCAAAAGCAGAUCUACAUGAAGCGUCGUCCUGGAAACUACUGCAUGGUUGGAUGGGACAACUCCAGGAUCCUGUCUGCAGAACCCUGUAUUUGCAGAGCGCACGACUUUGAAUGUGAUUAUGGUUUUGAGAGAAGAGGGGAUGGAAACUGUUUGCCUGCAUUUUGGUUCAACCCUUCCACACUGUCUCGAAGCUGCAGCCAAGGGCAAAACUACCUCAACAGCACAGGAUAUCGUAAAGUGGUUGCGAAUAACUGCACAAAAGGAGUGAAGGAGAUGUACACAGCCAGGAAACAGCAGUGUCCGAAUCGCCCCCCUCGAGGUUUAGUCCUGACAACACAUGAUGACAAACUCACAGCCAACAUGGGCAGCAAUGUGACCUUCCUGUUGCAGUUAGAAGAGGGUGACUCUAUGAGGACAAACAUUCAGCUGGACUUUGGGGAUGGUACAGCCGUGUCCUACUCCAACCUGAGCUGGACAAAAGAGGGCAUCCGGCACAUGUACCGCAGCGCAGGCAUCUUCAGAGUAACAGCGCUGGCGGAGAACAGCCUCGGGCUCGACACCUCAUCCCUCCACCUGCAUGUGACAUGCCCUGUGGAGCAUAUUCAGCUGCUGGCUCCAUAUGUGGUCAUUAAGAACAAGGAGGUGAACCUGACGGCAGUGGUCUGGCCUUCUAAUUUCAGAACGCUUACCUAUUUCUGGUGGCUGGGGAACAACACAGAGCCCAUAAUUACACUGGACAGCAGUAUUUCCCACACGUUCAGCACCGAGGGCAUGGUCACCAUCACUGUUCAGGUCUCGUCAGGAGACUCUAUACUACAGGACACCAGAAGCAUCGCCAUACAAGAAUUCUUCAAAUCGCUUCUUUUGUCUUUCUCUCCUAAUCUGGACGAGGCUAACCCCGACAUCCCGGAGUGGAGACAGGAUGUGGGUCGGGUAAUUCAGAAGGCUGUUCUACAAGUCGCUGACAUUCCGGAAGAACAGUUGCUGGUGGCCGUGUUUCCUGGCAUUCCGACUGCGGCCGAACUCUUCCUGCUUCCUCCCAGGAACCAAUCGGAUGGCAGGAAAAGGACAGAGGAGGAUCUGGAGCAGAUCUCAGAAAUCUUGGUCAACGCAUUGAAUCAGAUCUCUGUGGAGUUCGAGUUGAAACCUGGCUCCCGGGUCAUCGUUUACACCACACAAUUAACUUUAGCUCCACUGGUUGACUCCAUCCCGAGACACAGCAGUUCUGCUAUGCUGAUGCUUCUGUCUGUGGUGUUUUUGGGUUUAGCUGUAUUUCUCAUCUACAAAUUUAAGAGAAAAAUCCCUUGGAUUAACAUUUAUGCGGAGGUAAACCAUGAGAAAGAGCAGGAGAUGAUCAGUACGGUGGGCCAGAAUGACGCCACACCAAAAAUCACCCUGAGUGAGUUCUCCACCCAGAAAGAGCUGAUGGAGAAAGAGCUGGAGGCCCGUGCCAAACGCGGUGUGAUCAACACCUGCGAAAGCACAAGGGAGAUCCCCAACUGCACGAGCGUCUGAAAACGUCAAGAAAGAAGGCGGAGGCGUAUUGUAAUAAUGUGUACAGAGGUAUCACAAUUUUAAAGGUUGACAGUUUUCCUUUAUGCUUUUUUUGUAAAUUCCAAACACUGUCAUUGUUAAUAGUUUUCUAAGGAGCUCAGAUUUGCAUGGGUGUCUUGUUUGUUACAAUCUGCGUGGAAAAUAAGAAUAGAUUUAACUACUCUACAAGUCACUGAAAACAUGAUUGGUUGAGAAAUUACCAAUUUACCAACAUUUGAAAUUCAAAAAAAUGUUGUAUUGGAAUCGUAAUGGAAAGUUGGGGGGAAAGCCACUUGCCCGGUGCAUUUUUGAAUUAUAUCUGCCAGUUUAUCAGUUUUGAAACUGUGUGAAAAAAAAGGUGGCUUUUAGUAUCAAAAACUUUGCAUUUUUGUUGGGUCAGAACGUAUUUAUGCCAAGUUCAUUUAACUAUUCAAACUGAUUUUCAUAAAUUUUGGAGAGUGUUUUUAGUGACUACAUUAACUUAAUUUUUCUGUAGGUCAUCUCGUUUUUUUUUAUAUUUGUCAGAACUUGAACGGAGGGGACAAAAUUGCAUCUAAAGCAUGCAAGAAAAGCCAACAGUGUUUAUAUCCCUCUUUAUAUUACAGCUUUGCAUUCUUCUUGUAAUCAAUCCUGCUCUGCAAUCUUCUAAAUUAGUGGUUGUUGAAACAUUUCAAGUUUUAAUUGCACAUUUAUCACGCUUAUCGAGCCUUCGUCUAAAGGUGAAGAGAUAUGGACUAAACGGUGAAUUUUUCAGUCAUGAAGUGAGAUACCUUUCCAAAAGCACUGUGAUAAAAUGUCAAUUUGAAGGCAAGCUUUUUGUACUUCUAUAAAGAGGGAAUAUAGAGUAACUAUUAAGAAUAACAUCUCUAUAGUAAAGCUUUUUUUGGAGCUCGAACUUAAGUAAAAUCCAUGAAAUAUCAAACGUUGAGAAUGUUUUGUGGAAUAAAUCCAACCCGAUCUCACGGCAAUUCGUACAUUUUUCACAAGUUGGCUUAUUCGUACGAAUUCAUAAGACCACACUCGUACAAUUUCAUACGAUUGUUGCCAAAUCGUACGUAUUUUACAAGGUGCACAAUUCGUAUGAAUUUGUACGAAUGACCUACACCUAACCCCGCCCCUAAACCUAACCGUCACUGGGGUCGUGUAAAAUCGUACGAGUGAGGUCGUACAAAUUCUUACGAAUAAGCCACCUCGUAAAAUAAGUACGAAUUGGUCGUGAGAUAGCGUUGAAUAAAUCUCUUGAUAUACGAACACAAGAGAGCUUGAUAUCUUUUUGGAAAAUGUUAUAAAAUGUAACUUUAUCACGAACAAACCUUCGGCUAAAUGUAAUUUAUUGUAAGUUUCUCAAAUAUAUACUGUCCAUCUGUAUUUUUUUUUCUUUUCUUUUUUUUUUUUUGUAGAUAAAUGGCCUACGGAAUCAUUUUGCUUCAUAAGUGAAUGCCUUACAAAUAAGAAUGCCUUUUGAAUAAUGAGUAUUCAUAAUUUAGAAUCGAAAAUUAAUUUAUAACAGUUUUAACAGUUAACAAAGCCAUUUUUAUUUAAUUUUUUGCACACAUUUUUAAGGUGUCGCAUCUCCCAGGGAUUGAAAAAAGCAUUGAACUGUACAAUAUUCUCAAGUUUUAAUUUCUUUGUAUAUACAGCAAGUGUAUUUCAUUUCAUAUCCUUAUACUGUAAAUAUAAUAGUGAAGACUGAAGUCCACUGAACACAGUCUGCUAUACAUUUCAGAAAGUGGGUGUUACGAAUCCAAACAGUGAUUCCUUGAUGUGCUAUAAAUAAGCCAGUGCUGUAAAUAGUUUUUUUAUUUUAUUUUAUUCAUCCAUUGUGCAAAAAAAAAAAGAAAAAGAAAAAGAAAGGUAAAGACGUAUUGCAUAUGCUUCAAUGUUGCCAUUUUGGAUUUUGACCUCAGAUUUAAAGUCAAACCUAUAGAGAGCAGUGUUUCGGUAUAUGGUUAGACAUUUUGUAUUGGAGUUGAUUUCCUGUGUCACACAAAAUGGAUAUAAUUCAUGAAUAAUAAGCAGGUGGUUUCUUAGAUUCCAUUGUGAAUGUAAAUGUAUAGCAAUAUAGCAGAAUAUUAGUGACUUUGGCCAAAAUAUCUCCCCAAGCAUUCAAAUCCUGUUCUACUCAAUUAGUGACAUAUUACAAACCGAAACAUUGUGCUUCAUCGUAUCCAUGUAAAAUAUAUGUUUUAUGAAUACAGAGCAAAAUUAUUAUUUUUUCCUAUCUGAAACCUAACAAUUUGAUGUUAAAUGAUCAAAACAAGUAAAUUAUGAAAUCUAAAUGGGUAAGAACCAUGUUUUCCUGGUAUUCAACUAGUGUUAACAAGUGUUGAAAUCAUUGUUUUUCUUAUUUUUUAUCAUUUUAAAUAACACAUGCACCAUACAUGAACUCUAUGUUUUGAAGCUUGGUGAGCUGUCUUACACAGGACCUUUGUUUUGAAACCGUCUGCGUAGGCAGCAUCUGUGUGUGUUAUAAAAUAGUGCUCCUCACGUCAACAGUGAUACACUAAUAAGCUUAUAAUUAUUAUUAUGAUUAUUAUUAGAUUGAAAUAAGAACAGUAUUGCUUGUAUUCAUAAUAACAUCAAUGUUGGCUGAUAAAUGACCCCCCCCCCC
This is a messenger RNA of Carassius gibelio (silver crucian carp), 6409 nucleotides long. RefSeq names its product sortilin related VPS10 domain containing receptor 3a (gene sorcs3a). Gene Ontology annotation, molecular function: protein binding. The record is from RefSeq and is a predicted model, not a curated record. The transcript has 27 exons. Lineage: Eukaryota; Metazoa; Chordata; Actinopteri; Cypriniformes; Cyprinidae. Gene Ontology annotation, cellular component: membrane. The coding region runs from base 76 to 3780 and encodes 1234 amino acids.